Chrysemys picta bellii (western painted turtle) is the source of this 2718-nucleotide messenger RNA. Lineage: Eukaryota; Metazoa; Chordata; Testudines; Emydidae. The record is from RefSeq and is a predicted model, not a curated record.
GUUGUGGCCAAGGGAGCCAUCGCCAGGAUCCUCCACAAGGGGCUGGACCUCAUGGAGGGGGCUGGGCUGACGGGCUCCUUCUCAGUGGAGCUGCCCGUCGGCACUGACCUGGCUCCCGCUGCCAAGGUGCUGGGUUACACAGUGCUGCCCGAUGGCGAGAUGGCUGCCGACAGCGCCCGGCUGCACAUGGCCAAGUGCCUCCCGAACAAGGUGAAGCUGGCCUUCUCGCAGGACCGGGCCCUGCCGGGCUCAGAGCUCCAGCUGCGGGUGCAGGCUGCCCCCGGGUCCCUGUGCGCCGUCCACGCCGUGGAUCAGAGCGUGCUGCUCAUGAAGCCCGAGGCUGAGCUCAGCGUCGACACGGAUGCGGCUUUGGAAAUUCUCACCAACACCAACACCAAGAAGCCCUGUGAACGGCGUGGUCCUGCAUUGUCCUCACUAGCAAGUGUGGAUAGUGCAGCAGGGACCCCAGUGAGCAAUGGCCGGCUAGCACCAGAAGCCUGCACCCAGGAGGAGCCAGCGCCACGUGCAUACUUCACAGAGACAUGGCUGUGGGACCUGGUCCCUGUGGGCGAGGGGGGCUCCAAGGAAGUCCCAGUCUCGGUGCCCGACACCAUCACGGAAUGGAAAGCUGGGAUGUUCUGCAUGGCGGAGGUGGGCUUUGGCCUCUCGCCCACGGCCACCUUCACAGCCGUCAAACCCUUCUUUGUGGAGCUGGCCUUGCCGUACUCCGUGAUCCGGGGAGAGGCCUUUGCCCUAAAGGCCACCGUCUUCAACUACCUGCAGCAGUGCAUCAAGGUGCGAGUGACGCUGGCGGAGUCUGCGCAGUUCCAGGCGCAGGCAGGCGAGGACAGCGCCUACACCAGCUGCCUCUGUGCAGACGAAUGGAAAACCUUCCAGUGGGAGGUGACAGCGAGCAGCCUGGGGGAGGUGAACUUCACCAUCAGCACUGAGGCUCUGCGCACCGAGGAGCUGUGCGGCACAGAGGUGGCCAUGGUGCCGGCCCAGGGGCGAGUGGACACCGUGAUAAAGCCCCUGCUGGUCCAGACAGGGGCAGGUUCCCAACAGGCCUUUAACGGUUUGUCUUUGCCUUCGUGUUACUCAGCGUCCGAAGAAAUCUCCUUGCAGCUGCCAGCGAACGUCCUGGCGGGGUCCGAGCGGGCCCACGUGACUGUCCUGGGAGACAUUAUAGGCACAGCUCUGCAGAACAUAGACCAGCUGCUGGCCAUGCCCUACGGCGAUGGAGAAGAGAACAUGGUCCAGUUUGCUCCCAACAUCUACAUCCAGCAGUACCUGGAGAAGAGCGGGCAGCUGAGCCCGGAGAUCAGGGACAAGGCCCAGGGAUUCCUCCAGAGCGGCUACGAGUGCGAGCUGCUCUACAAACACAACGAUGGCUCUUACAGCGCCUCUAGGAAGAGGGAUGCCAGGGGCAACACCUGGCUGACGGCCUUCGUUCUCAAGUCCUUUGGCCAAGCCAGGCCCUAUAUCUCCAUUGAUGAGAAACACCUAGAGGACGCCCUAGGGUGGCUGCACAACCGCCAGCGGAAGACCGGCUGCUUCCGCAGUGUGGGGAAGCUAUUGAACAACGCCCUGCAGGGCGGCGUGGUGGAUGAGCUCUCUCUCUCGGCUUACAUCACGGUGGCGCUGCUGGAGCUGGGGCAGCCGCUCACGGACCCCAUGGUGACCAGGGCCCUCCAGUGCCUCCGGGAGUCAAGCACCAGCGACCUCUACACGCAGGCGCUGCUGGCCUACGCCUUCGGGCUGGCAGGGAGCACUGAACUGCGGGACGCCCUUCUGCAGCACCUGGCCCAGCACAGCGUCAGCGCCGGGGGACAGCUCUACUGGCAGAGGAAGGUGAAGGCCCUGCCCAGCCCCUACAGGAACCAGGCCCUGUUGGCGGAGGUGGAGAUGACGGCUUACGUGCUCCUGGCCUAUCUCUCCCUGCCCAAUGUGUCCGCUGCUGACAUGACGACCGCCGCCCAGAUCGUCCGCUGGCUCAGCAGGCAGCAGGACCCCUUUGGGGGCUUCUCCUCCACGCAGGACACGGUGGUCGCCCUGCAGGCCCUGGCCAAAUACGCGGCCCUGACGUACAGCACGAGCGGGGCUGUGUCGGUGACGGUGAGCUCCCAGGCCGGGGCCCGGCAGCAAUUCCACGUGGAGAAUGCCAACCGGCUGGUGCUGCAGCGAGCGGCCCUGCAGGAGAUCGCCGGGCAGUACACGGUGCGGGCCAGCGGCAAGGGCUGUGUUUUUGUGCAGCUGACUCUGCGCUACAACGUGCCGCCCCCAAAGAGCGCCGCGACCUUUGACCUGCGGGUGGAGACGGAGCCGAAGGAGUGCACCGAGACCUCCAGAUCCCGCUUCAGCCUCGUGCUGCACGCCCGGUACAGCGGGGAGCGCCCAGCCACCAACAUGGCCAUCAUCGAGGCCAAGCUGCCGUCCGGCUACACCCCUGUCAAGAGGUCCCUGCGGCAGCUGGAGAAGCAGCGUUUGGUGAAGUGGCUGAAGGUGCAGAAUGACCAGGUGACGCUCUAUCUGGACCAGCUGACGAAGGAAGCGGCGAGUUUCACCUUCUCCCUGGAGCAGGAUUUCCCUGUGAAGAAUCUCAGAGCAGCCCCAGUGAGACUGUACGAUUAUUACGAGAUGGGUGAACACACAGAGGCUGAGUACAGCGCCCCCUGUGGCUCAGCCCCUGACGCCGACACGAUGGAAAAUUCCCGCUGA